Messenger RNA from Pseudozyma flocculosa PF-1, 687 nucleotides. RefSeq lists its product as uncharacterized. The coding region runs from base 1 to 687 and encodes 228 amino acids. The transcript is spliced from 2 exons. The record is from RefSeq and is a predicted model, not a curated record. Lineage: Eukaryota; Fungi; Basidiomycota; Ustilaginomycetes; Ustilaginales; Ustilaginaceae.
AUGGUGCUCUCGUCCCCUUCGCACCGGGCAUGGCGGCUCCUGCAGCUGCUGGGAUCAAACGAGUGCUCGACAAGCGCGACGGGAUACCUUGCAAAUUUUGGCCCCGGCGUUGAAGCCGUUCCGGGCGAAACGCGAGCGUUCAAAGACGUGAAGUAUCGCAGCUUCAAGCAGCUGGGACUGAGUCUUCAGUACGAGCCAGAUGCCCGAGGUCUUCGUGCCGACCAAUGCGAGCCAGACCAGUUAAAGCUCAUUGCGAUCGACCUGUACGCCGAGCCGCACAUCGUGCCCUCUUCAGCAGCUGGCAAAGGCUGGCAAGGCUUUCCAGCCCUACCGCUGGCCUUUGCAAUAACGGUACCGGUCGCGCGAGACCUCGUCAUUGAUCGGAACACAGAAGGCCAUUCUUUCGUUCGACAGCUGGGCGAGCCGGCACGCAAGGGGGGAGGAGGAGCCGGUGUGGUAGGGGGCAUGGGUCCGGGCGCAUGGAUGGAGUGGCGGUUGACCGCAUCCAACGGCGGCGUGCCUGAAGCCGAUGACGGCCCCGCGACCAUCAAGUUCAGGCUCAUGGUAGAGCUCGGAGGGCAGGCAGCCCUGGGCCAUGAUCGGUGGGAGCCUGACAGAGGAGGCGCUUCCACCUGGAAGACGGUCACUCUGAUCUCGGACAUGCAGGAGGCUUUCAAGUCGAGCUAA